GUUGCUGAUGACGAGGCUGAGAUUGAAAAGGAAGAUCAAAAAUCCGAUGACAUGGAUGAGAGUGACAAUGAAAGUGAGGAAUCUGAUGGAGUCAUCGAUCACAAGGAUGAUGGUGGAAAGAAAGGAGAUGAAGUGGAUGUAGGUGAACAGGACAAGGCUGAUGGUGAGAAAGUUGGAAAUGAAUUGAAUGUAGGUGAAGAGGACAAAGCUGAUGGUGAGAAAGAUGGAAAUGAAUUGAACGUAGGCGAAGAGGACAAGGCUAAUGGUGAGAAAGAUGGAAAUGAAUUGAAUGUAGGCGAAGAGGACAAGGUUGAUGGUGAGAAAGAUGGAGAUGAAGUGGAUUUAGCUGAAGAUGACAAGGCUGAUGGUGAAAGGGAUAGAGAUGGUGUGGUUGCACUUGAAGAGGAAAAGGCUGAUAGUGAAAAGGAUGGAGAUGGAGUGGUUGCAGUUGAAGAGGAAAAGGCUGAUGGUGAGAACGAAGCAGAAGAAUCGGAUAAAGGCGCCGGUGACCAAAGUGAGGGUGAAAAGGAGUAAGAAACCACUAUUGAGGUAUGUCUAUGUAUCUUUAAAGAUUAACCCCCCACAUGAUUUCAUGAGUCUUGAUUACUUUGGUGGUUAUCCUAUCGUAUGUCUUUGUUGUUUAAAUUGCUUGUAUGGAAAUUUACAGUUGAAAUGGUCAAUAAGUAUUCAAUAUUUUAUUUGUUAAAAGUGGGGUUUGUGGCUCUCUCUCUCUCUCUCUCUCUCUCUCU
This is a messenger RNA of Lycium ferocissimum, 749 nucleotides long. Its product is annotated as DEK domain-containing chromatin-associated protein 3-like. The transcript has a single exon. Lineage: Eukaryota; Viridiplantae; Streptophyta; Magnoliopsida; Solanales; Solanaceae. The record is from RefSeq and is a predicted model, not a curated record. The coding region runs from base 52 to 534 and encodes 160 amino acids.